Messenger RNA from Rhopalosiphum maidis (corn leaf aphid), 1188 nucleotides. RefSeq names its product gastrula zinc finger protein XlCGF49.1-like. The transcript is spliced from 4 exons. The record is from RefSeq and is a predicted model, not a curated record. NCBI's taxonomy places the organism in Eukaryota, Metazoa, Arthropoda, Insecta, Hemiptera, Aphididae. Gene Ontology annotation, molecular function: DNA-binding transcription factor activity, RNA polymerase II-specific; RNA polymerase II cis-regulatory region sequence-specific DNA binding. Gene Ontology annotation, biological process: regulation of transcription by RNA polymerase II. Bases 259 to 1056 code for a protein of 265 amino acids.
AUAAAUGAUAAGCAUUUUGAAUCAUCAAUCACGGUUUAAAAAUGAUGAAUAACACGAAUUUACGAUAGACAAUUACUUAUUAAACAUUUAUACUUUUAAAUUUUAAUGACUGGGCACAAACGUCGAUCACUCGAUACAACAAUGAACAAAGUACUAACUACGAAUGACAUUCUUUAAUAGAUUAAAGUUUAUAAUUUUGACUACAAAUUUAUUAACAAAAUUAUUUUGUUGUUCAAUUCAUUAAUAAUUGAAGAAGAUAUGGCUGCCAUUAAAGAAGAUAGUGCAAUAAAGAUACGUAAGAAAAAGAAAACAGCCAAAGAUACUAGUUCUUAUACAACUAUUCUUACUUCCAAAAUUUUAAGCGAUGCAGUUGAUUCAUCACAAUUGAAAAGAUUGAUGAAAAUAACUAAAAAGACAAAAAGAAUAGAAAAGAAAAGUCCUAAUAAGGCAGUGUUAAAAGUAAGUAAAAUAGUACUGGAAGAUGUGACAGAACAAACACAACUAGUUGCCAACAAUACUAAACCCAAUGAACCUCAAAAAAUUGCACGCACACAUUUUGUAUGUUCUUUUUGCUCUAAAACAUUUGAGUUUCAAUCUUUAUUAAAGAGACACAUUAUAAUACACACAAAUGAUAAACCAUUUGAAUGCAUAAUUUGUGCAAGUUCAUUUACUCAACAAAGAUCUUUAGAUGAUCACUUCAAAAUACAUACUGGUGAAAAAUCUUUUAAAUGCCAAAUUUGUGGCCUCGUAUUUUCAAAAAAAUCAAACUUACAAACACACGAAAAAAUACAUACUGAUAAAACUUUUUACUCGUGCGAGUUUUGUACAAAAACAUUUAAGCAUUCUUGUGCAUUGGUUACUCAUCGUAGGACUCACACCGGUGAAAAACCAUAUGAAUGUGAUGUGUGUUUGAAAUCAUUUUCAAAAAAAUAUGGGUUAGAUGUACACUAUCGAAUUCAUACUGGUGAAAGACCCUACUCAUGUGGAAGUUGUGAGUCUUCAUUUUUAACCAACAGCGAUCUUAAGAGACAUAUGAAAAGAUUGCACAAAUCAUAAUUAACAGAUUCUGUACUCAUUUUUGAUUUGAUCACAGAAUAAAAAAUGAAGUACUUAAUUGUUUAUUAAAAUUUUGAUCGCCAUAAUUUAAAGUGGAAUUUUAUACAUAUGUUAAAUAUUUUCAAUACUAUA